AUGUUGAACAGAGAGUAUGAAAUAUUUGCAAUGAAUGAAGGAGAAUCUAUUGAUGAACUGUUCGAAAGAUUCAACAUCAUCAUUGUUGGCUUGGAUGCUAUGGGAAUCAAGUAUCCUGAAUCUGUGCUUGUGAGAAGAGUGUUGAGAUGUCUCACAAAAGAGUGGAAAACUAAGGCAUUAAUCAUAUCUGAGAGUAGUAGUCUUGAUUCUAUGAUAUAUGAUGACUUGAGAGGAAAUCUACUUAAUUUUGAAAACACUUAUUUGAAAAAAGAUUCAAAAAAGAAAGGAAUAGCGUUUACAUAUGUUACUAACCCCCUAGAUGGUGAAUCCAGUGAUAAUUCCUCUGGAAAUGAAUUUUUGUUGUUUGCCAAAAAAUUCAGGAAAAUGGUAAAGCUCAAGGAAAGAAACAAGGAAAGCAGCUCAAGAAGACAAAAGAAAGAUUUCAGUAAGGUGACAUGUUACAACUGCAAAGAAAUUGGGCAUUUCAAAUCCGAUUGCCCUAAGUUGAAGAAGGAGGAGAAGCCCAAGAAGGAAAAGAAAAAUGGACUGAUGGCUUCCUGGGAGGACUUGGAGAAUGACUCAGAUGAUAAUGAAGAAUCAGAAACCAAGUCCCAAUCAUGUCUCAUAGCAGAUCACAUUGGACAGGUAGUCUUUCAUAACCCUGACACUGAAGAUCUUCAUCUUAUGAUAGACCACCUUUCUGAAAAAAUUAGAUACUUCUUACUUGAUAACCAAGAUCUUGAACAACAAAUCACCAUUCUUAAAGUUGAAAAUGGUUUUCUUAAAGAUAAACUUAGGGAGGCUAAAACUGUUGUUGAACUUGUUGAAGAAAACAAUCAGUUAAACGCUCAACUUAGAAGCUGUGAAAGUGAUCAUUCUGUUGUUGCAUACGUAAAUUUUUUUAAAGAAAAUGAAGAGUUACUUAAAAAGGUCAAAAACCUUGAAUAUGACUUAGCCAUGUUCACUCAAAGUUCUGAAAAUUUAAAUCAAAUCUUGGCUAGUCAAAAAUCUCUUUAUGAUAAAGAUGGCUUGGGGUUUCAUAAGACUUUCAAAUCUGUUGAAAAAUCUUAUUUUGAAAACAUGGCUUCAUCUUCUAAUGAUACAAGGCUUGAUGAGUAUGAUGGAAGGUUUGUCACUUUCGGUGAUGAUGGUAAAGGAAAAAUAGUGGCCAUCGAAAAAGUUGAUAAAAGUUUCUCUUCUUGUAUAAAUGAUGUUCUUGUUGAUGGAUUGAAACAUAAUUUACUAAGUGUUAACCAAUUGUGUGAUCUAGGAUAUGAAGUUAUUUUUAGAAAUACUGUGAUAGAAAAUGAUUCAGAUUGUGAAGAUGCUGUCAAUAAGGCAACCAAUGAAGAAAAUCCCAAGUCUGUUCAAAAUGAAGAAUUUGUCCAUCUAGUUUUGUCUCAUCAGAAUGGAGGAGACAUUUCUGUUUUGUCUCCUGAGCCAGCAAGAGAAUCUGGAACAGAACAACAUACUGAAGCUCAUCAAAGCUCAACAUCACUCUGA
Messenger RNA from Arachis stenosperma, 1503 nucleotides. RefSeq lists its product as uncharacterized. The transcript is spliced from 3 exons. The record is from RefSeq and is a predicted model, not a curated record. The coding region runs from base 1 to 1503 and encodes 500 amino acids. Gene Ontology annotation, molecular function: zinc ion binding; nucleic acid binding. NCBI's taxonomy places the organism in Eukaryota, Viridiplantae, Streptophyta, Magnoliopsida, Fabales, Fabaceae.